UUUUAAUGAAACCAUUUAAAAACUGAGUGAUUGGAGAAGAUUUAAAAAACUGCAUGUAUAGCAUGAACAAUAAAACAUUUAUACAAUAAAUGUGUUACUUAUUCUACACGAUGGUAACUUUUUAUUUCAAUGAUCCCGAAUCACUUAUUUCAUACAUAAAUAUGUGUGAUUGGGGAAACAGAAAUACAUUACAUAUUCGUUGACAUAACCUAUGUACAAAACAUGGGUAAUACUUUCAUAAUUGAACUAUUACUAACUACAGUUUAACAUUUCUUAUUUUACAUAAAUAUUUAUCAUACAUAAUUGAUUUCAAUUCAAUUCUGAUCUUCGCCCAUUAUCUAACAAGAUCUUAUUAUCAUCGAAGGUUAGGCGUUCGAUUGAAUUAAUUUAAGAAUAAUACGCCAUCACACGCAGUCUCAUAGGCGGCGAUUUGUAUUUCUGUUCCGUUUCGAUCGUAACGCGGCGAAUCAACCGCCUAUCGUUUCCAGCGUUUUGCACACGUGAGGAUCAGCCUUCAGAUUUUAUCCGGAGAAAUUGUUUCAAAGUGCCGUCAUUUAUACAAAGUUUAAUUAUCAGCAUGAAUUGACGCUCGAUCAGGCCACUACACGUAGCACACGUGUUUUUGAAAACUGAAAUCUCUUCGUGUCCUUCACCGUUUCUAACCUAACUCGUAUCACUGGGUAACGCGUCGGGUGUUCCGAUGCAAUAAAAUAUAAAGUCGAUCGGAAAAGUCAUCGAAACUCGUCUCCAACCAGCGGUUAGAUAAGAUCCUUCUAUUAACAAUGUAUCAAAAACUGAAACUGGAGGUCCAGUACCUAACGGAGCAGCAUCUUACCGGCUUCGAAAAUUAUAAAUACAACUCUGUGGAUACGAGUCCUCUGAGCGUUUAUAUUAUGCACCCAUUUUGGAACAAAGUUGUUCAGUAUUGUCCAAAAUGGGUUGCUCCGAAUGUACUAACCUUUUCUGGAUUCCUUUUCACCGUCUUCAACUUCACAAUGUUCGCAAGUUACGAUUAUUAUUUUUAUGCAUCCAGUGACGAUAAGCCACAGUAUCUUCCUAUACCGCGAUGGGUCUUUGCUCUGGGUGCAUUUAACGUCUUUAUGGCAUAUACACUUGAUGGUAUAGAUGGAAAACAGGCGCGACGUACACAAACUUCUGGUCCUUUAGGAGAGUUGUUUGAUCAUGGGUUAGAUAGCUGGACGACUAUGCUUAUUACUGUUUGUAUGUUUUCUGUAUUCGGCAGGACAGAUCACAGCGUGUCCCCAUUGAGAAUGUAUUUCAUUCUGUGGAAUGUGUUUAUCAACUUCUAUUUGACCCACUGGGAAAAAUAUAACACCGGGGUAUUGUAUCUUCCCUGGGGAUAUGAUCUAUCUAUGGUGGGUACCACUAUAGUGUUUAUUAUAACGAGUAUAGGAGGGCAUAGAGCUUGGAAAUUCGUACUACCAGGUGGUAUAUCAGUUGGAGUGAUGUUUGAGUUGUUACUUUAUGUUACUGCAAUUGUAUCUAGUUUACCUGUUGUCCUCUGGAACAUAUACAAAUCGUACAGGGACAAGACUGGUAAAAUGCGAACAUUCCUAGAUGCUAUAAGACCUCUGAUACCUUUAGCAGUAUUUUUUGUAAUCUCAACAAUCUGGGUGAUUCAUUCGCCUAGUAAUAUUAUAGAGAAAGAUCCUCGAAUCGUUUUCUUAAUUAUAGGAACGAUUUUCUCAAAUAUAUGUUGCCGUUUGAUCGUUUCACAAAUGAGCAACACCGCGUGCGAGAUGCUGUCGUGGAUAUUGUUCCCUAUAGCAUUUGCAGCAGUUUUCUCGUUUAUCUUGCCAAGCACAGAUCUGGUAGUGACAUAUAUUGUUGCCAUUCUAGCUUUAUUAGCGCAUAUACAUUAUGGAACUUGUGUGGUGCGUCAGAUGUGUCGUCACUUCCGCAUUCAUACAUUCCGCAUUAAAGAUCGUGCCGAUUGACUACUUGCCGACGAUACAUGUUAAAAACGAAGAUUAAAUUAUAGCAAGCUACGAACUACUGAAUACAGAGCAGACAAACGUAAGGCAAACAAUAUAAUAAAAAUAUCAGAAACUAAGACGGUAUAAGAAAAACUAUUUCAAGUAUCAGCUAUAAAUGCAUCAAAUCUGAAUAAUGGGAUACUAAUCAAACGUGUUGUCAUCGCUGAUCGCAUAUCUCAAAAACGGUACCUGUUAAGUAAUUUUAUUUAUUUAUUUGCAGAGGUAAAAUCCUUUAAAUUUACUGCUGUGAUAUAGUUACAGAAUCAUCUGUUAGUUUCUUUCUUACAAUCCUUUGCAUAUAUCUAUGGAUAUCUUACAGAGAACUACCCAAGUGUUGCGCUCACUUAUUAAUGAAACUUUGCCACCUUGUAGAGCUAUACCCCGUUUUGUGGGCAGAUGGCUAAUUGUUUAAAAGAUAUUAACAAUUAAAGUUAGUCACUCCUUACAUUGAGAAGUAUGACAGACUCACACAUACAAACGGUUAGCUCUGUGGUAAAACGCUUGACUCGCAAUCUAAAGGUUCACGGUUCAAAUCCAUGGUUCCCAAGUUUUUUUUUUUAAUUAUAAUUUGUCUCUUUUUGAAUAACUAUUACAUCUGUGCUAUAAUCAUUGCAUUUAUUAA
Osmia bicornis bicornis is the source of this 2619-nucleotide messenger RNA. RefSeq names its product ethanolaminephosphotransferase 1-like. Gene Ontology annotation, molecular function: ethanolaminephosphotransferase activity. The transcript is spliced from 8 exons. NCBI's taxonomy places the organism in Eukaryota, Metazoa, Arthropoda, Insecta, Hymenoptera, Megachilidae. The record is from RefSeq and is a predicted model, not a curated record. The coding region runs from base 783 to 1958 and encodes 391 amino acids. Gene Ontology annotation, biological process: phosphatidylethanolamine biosynthetic process. Gene Ontology annotation, cellular component: endoplasmic reticulum membrane; Golgi apparatus.